This is a messenger RNA of Drosophila serrata, 525 nucleotides long. RefSeq lists its product as uncharacterized. The record is from RefSeq and is a predicted model, not a curated record. Lineage: Eukaryota; Metazoa; Arthropoda; Insecta; Diptera; Drosophilidae.
AUGGAUCAUAGAGUUGUCAUCGUUGGAAUAUAUGUUCUAGCUUCCCUUCUACUCUGCAGUGAGGCACCGUCAGUUAAAAUGACAAAUGUCGUCUGCAAGUCGUACAACAAAUCCUGGGUCGUUAUCCACUAUUGUCGACUGAAGGCCUAUUCCCGUAUCAAGACCAGCUUGAAUAUAAAUGCCACAUUUCUAGAGCCAGCCAAUAAUAUACAUCUCCAUCUAAAAAUGAUGAAAAAGGCCAGCGGCUAUAAGCCAUUCCUCUUCGAUUACACUUUCGAUGCCUGUGAGUUUAUGCGUAAGCGAAACCAACCCUUCGUCAAGCUUAUCUGGAAUCUGAUCAAGGAUGUGUCCACGGUGAACCACACCUGUCCCUAUGUGGGCCUGCAAAUGGUUCACGAUUUCCAUCAUAUUCAGUUUCCACUUAAUAUGCCUUCCGGCGACUACUUGCUAUUAUUCGAUUGGAUAUUCGAUGGCAAGCCGCAGUUUGCUACCAAUGUUUAUUUUAAUUUUGUGGAAGAUUCUUAA